UCCUUAUUCCCUUUCUUUCCGUUAUUCGCCGCUUCUUUUUCUCUCCUCUCCUGGUUGAGAGCCAUCCUGUUCUUCUACCUUCGAACACCUCCACCAUUUGGUCCGUCGCGCUGUCAAAAUCGCGACUGGUCCAGCGGUCUUUUUUCCUCUUGGUCCCCGGUAGCGCGCGGUUCAACGCGAGGACUGUUUCCGCAUAACUAUCGGUCUUCGUUGAUCAUCAUGAGACGCAGCGAGACGUCGUGCGCCGCUUGAGAGUGUAUCCGAGGCGUGUGUUGACGCACCGUGAGAAAAACGUGCACAACCAACGCGCCAAAGUGAACGGCUGGUGCCCCUCCAUCGGUGAGCCACGGCCGGUGCGCGUUUCCCCCGCGCGGGGCGCAUCGUACCCCAUUUCCGUGAUUUCCACCCCUCGGAGGAUGUAAACGCGGGUAAUCUCGUCGGACGGGCUCUAUCCGCCCUCUUCGAGCCUCAAUGAGGAUCUAGGAUAGGCUUGCACCCUCGAAUUAUUGUUUCCCACUGUUAAUAUUAACGAAACCACCAUGAGUUCAAUCAAUUUGUCAAUGCUGUGGGCAUGGAACGCCGUGACGUCAUACUGACAGCAGUUUUCGGAACAGUUGGUGCUCUCGCAAUUCUAGUAGGACUUGCAUUCGCAAUGUGGCUCUAUCUACGCGCCAGGAAGUCCAAGCAACGGGACGACGAUCUCGAGGACCAAAACGAUAAUGGCGAUGGCUCGAGCCAGCAGCAGCAAUCCACCAAGAAAAAUGGUUUUCUCAAUCUGAAGACUCCUCUGAUCAGCACGAAGGCUCUUGGAGCGCAAUUGGAGACGACCGGUAGUCCCUCUAGCAAAUCUCCAGCAGGUAGCGGCCCCGCGAGCGGCGCGGCAGGAGCAACAGCGGCACCAGGAAGCGGCGCCAGCAAUGCCGGGAGCGCGGAACCCCGUACACCAACCGCCGGACCGCAGAACAAGCAGCUGCAGAAUGUCAAAGGAGAACACCCCUCGAAAGCGUUUCUACAAAGCAGGUCCAUCUCCUUGGUCGACAUGUACAUCGAUAAUUCGGAACCGAGCGAGAAUGUUGGUCAAAUCCACUUCAGUCUCGAGUACGACUUCCAGAACAGCACGCUCAUUCUGCGCAUCAUACAGGGCAAAGACCUGCCGGCGAAGGACUUGUCGGGUACUUCCGAUCCGUAUGUACGUGUGACGCUGCUCCCGGACAAGAAACACCGACUCGAGACAAAAAUCAAAAGGCGCACAUUGAAUCCGAGAUGGAACGAGACGUUCUACUUCGAAGGUUUCCCCAUACAGAAGCUGCAGAGCAGGGUAUUACAUCUACACGUCUUCGACUACGAUCGAUUCUCGAGGGACGACUCCAUAGGGGAAAUGUUUCUGCCGCUUUGCCAGGUCGAUCUAUCCGAGAAACCAUCGUUUUGGAAGGCACUUAAGCCGCCGGCUAAAGAUAAAUGUGGAGAACUCUUGUGCUCGCUGUGCUAUCAUCCGAGUAAUUCCAUAUUGACGUUGACUCUCUUGAAGGCGAGGAAUCUCAAAGCUAAGGAUAUCAAUGGAAAAUCAGAUCCGUACGUUAAAGUGUGGCUACAGUUCGGCGACAAAAGAAUCGAGAAACGCAAGACUCCUAUUUUUAAAUGCACCUUAAAUCCAGUAUUUAACGAGGUAUUCUCCUUUAAUGUACCUUGGGAGAAGAUCAGGGAAUGCUCUUUGGAUGUAAUGGUGAUGGAUUUCGACAACAUUGGACGAAACGAACUGAUCGGUCGGAUUCAGCUCGCAGGAAAAAAUGGAAGUGGCGCGAGCGAAACGAAACAUUGGCAGGACAUGAUCACAAAGCCGAGGCAGACCAUCGUGCAGUGGCAUCGCUUGAAGCCCGAAUAAAGGGACACACGCUCAUCUUGAUCGACGACAAAUGAUAUUCUGUCGGGCCCCCUCCUCCCUCCCACUCCCCCCCUCCCGGGGGUGGCGCGUCAAAGUUACGUUAACGAGACAACUCUCUUUUUUUCCUUCUCUUUCGCUCGACAUCCUCCACCCGCAACCGAUCUCGACGAGAGAGAAAGAGAGUAUAUCCGUACUCUUCGACGACUGUACAAUAUAACACUUAGCGACGCUGGUCGUCGGGGAACAGUGUGCCGACUACACACGUGUUCAACCACUGCGAUUAGGAAUCCGAGGCGGAUUAUCAGUCUCUCGCUGUCGUCGCACGCAACUGACGAGCAACGGCCGGCGAAAACGAAUCGUCGUUGUCGUUGGUACGACGGCGAGGACCUUCAGUCUCAAUUGUCAGGUUGCGUUUCGGGCGAGAGGAGGGAACAGCCAACUCGGCAAGAAUCGGUCAGCUACACCGGGCAUCGGGCACCGAGUUUCUCUUUACCUUCUCAUCCUCUUCUUUCUCCUCCUUCCCUGCCCUUCCCGACCUUCUUGUCCGCGUCCGCCUCAUUGCCGCCUGGCGCGGCGUUUGACGAAAAUGUAAUCGCGGGUAAAGUCGGUUGUCCUCACUUCAGGACCGAGCGAGUACACCUGGCGCGUCCACCUUCAAGCGACAUCCUAAGGACGUUCGGAGGACGUUCUAAGAACGUUUGUACGUUCCUUGAGGACGCUCCCGGGAUGUCCCCUCGGAUGAAGAGCACUGCGUAGGCAAUUACUCGCUUGAGGUCUCGUGCAAACAUCCGCGACGGACGUUUAACGUCUUCAGUCGCGUUUAAACGUAGGGACAACUUCCGUGUGAUCGUUUGAGCGAUCCACACACGCUCGGAACUGACGACAUUAGAGCCGAAGGGGCAAGCAGACGGACGAGUUAUACGCGUUGUUGUUGCGUUCUUCCGCGAGGGAAGAACGAUAUUUUUACGGAUUGUUCGCGUUAUAUUACGGUAACACGACACACUUGUUGAAACUCGUGGAUCGAAGAUUCACCGCGUGCGGCACGAAAUUUCGCUAUAUAGCGACGAUUCGAGAGAUUGGGAAAAGCGAUAAAACGAUCGGCAUGUUACGUAUUGCUCUUCUCUUUACUUGCCUCUCCCUCGACUGUUUAACUGGCGGGAAUUGUUCCGCGUCAGGAGGAUGGAACCUGGACUACAAAAGCCGACGAGCUUUCUUAAACAAUGAAUACUACUUCAACGCAAUGGCGUCGUUAUAAAUUUGCAUUUUAAGGCGUUUGUAUUUCUAUUAAACGUUAUUAUUAUGCAUUAAGAUGUAUUGCGUGAUCAGGAUGUAUCGAUAUCGCGAGACUUAUCGUUUAUAUAAUCGAAUUCAUCGUUAUAGGAGUUAAAAGUCCCGUACAAGAGAGACAUAUUGCAACAACUGACAAGCGAACACGCACGUCUGCUUUGUUUGAAUAUAAUUAGCUUGCAUUUUUGCAUCCUUAAAUUUGUACCUACGAAAAAGUUUCUGAAAGCGUGCACCUUUUUUCCUCUUGAAUUACAAUUUUUUAUUGACACGUUUUUUUAGGUACGACUGUUUAAAAAAAGUUACAGCUAAGGAUAAAUAAAUUAAAGGAAAAGAAAUAAAUAAAAGAGUUUUCUAAACUUUGUUCUUUUAGACACAAAAGAAAAAAUAAUCAUAAAGCGAUCUUAAUUUGAUAAUAUGGAUUUUACAAAAUUUUGAAAUUGAAAUGCUCAUCAUUAGCUUGUAUAAAACUUUACGCAAAUUUUCAGUCCUUUCUGCGCUACGUUAAACAAAUACAAAUUCUGAGGCUUUAGCUUUGACAUUUUCAUAUAAGCUUUCAUAUAGCUUUUAAAGGAUUUGAAUGCUAUUUGGAAUUCUGUAAAUCCGGAUAUUAUUUUCACUUAUUUAAAAGUAAAAUUACAUUUUAUGUUUUAACGUAAACAUUGGUUCAGACGUUUAAAAGGUUCCACAUACAUCGAUGUAAUAUUUUAUUACUUUUUUCAAAGUUUUGAAGAAUUUAAAGAACUAUCCAUCUUUUAAUUGUAAUUAUUUUAAAAUAAUUUUUAAAUUGCCUGUUAGCUGAAUAAAUGUGGUGUAGGUUCGCUGUGGUCGUACCUGAAAAGAUGUCAGAGAUAAAGUAGCCUUUGCAAUCGCAUCGAGACCUACAUCCAAUGUGGCUUUUAGGAUUACUUUGCUAACAAAGUUUUGAAACUGUACGCAACCUCAUCGGAACAACCCUGCCUAUAGUUGUGUACAGGCGAUCACUUUUAGAGGCAAUCCGAUUUUAGUGGAUUUUAGGAGAGUUAACUUUGGCUGCAAAUUACUUUGGCUCUACAUGCGACAUGUUUUUCUUUUGCCAUUUUCUCCGGAGAUACGUGCGAAGACUAGUUUUGACGUCUACGUACAAUUGUUAAAGUACCGAGUUCUCAUAGAAAAACUCGGAUGCUGGCAAAAAAAGAGUACAGGAUACUACAGUAGUUUCCAACGUUGAUGUUUGUGAUGUAGGAUGCUUUGAGACUGCGAACAAACGGGCAAACUAAUAAUUAAUAAAUCUGUUAUCUUACCAGAGCGCGCCCCUUCCAACAGGGAGGAAGCACUUCGAGAUAGUUCGUAGGAGGCAAGCGAUACCCACGUAGGGAUGGGCAUUAAUAAGUUCAGCCGAUUAUCACGGAUAAUCGGUCACGUUAGUCACAAAGUAUACUCAAAACACGCGAAAAUUUAACAGGCGUUCAAAAAAAAGGAUCUAACUUAAAUUAAAAAAAAAAUUAAAACAAAAUUACGAUAAGAUCAAGAUGACAUCAAGUAUUAUAGAAAAGUUAUUUUAUGAAAAAUUAUUAUAAUCUCAUUUGAUAUUUUUUUCGUUGACGAUAAUUUUUUCAAUAAAUUCUUGAUAAAUAUGAAAUGGCUUUAAAGUAAUUUUUUGAAAAUUAUUACACAAAAUUAUUAGUCAAAAGUGUAUUGAGUGAGAUUAUUAUAAUUUCUUUUAAAAUUACUGCUACUUGAUCUUAUUAUGAUUUUAUGUUUUGUCUGGGAAAUACUCGAAAGUUAAGUAAAUGAAAACGAUAAUUAAAGGUUCAUAGUUCUCGCGCAAUUAUUUUAUAUUCACGAAUUGCAACUGAAACAGUAGUUGAGCAGCAAUUGAACAUACGUUUGAUAUGUAGAUACCGCUAAGUUCAUUCAACGAAUUAACUUUGAUCACUUCUGAGUUGCUAUUCAACUAUUGAUUCUGCGGUAAUUCAUUCAGUACGUUUGGAGGAGUUUGAGGAAUUAUUUUUGCGCAACAUCAGUAAAUCCGAUUUUUUAACGCGUAACACGGAUUAAUUCAGAAUAAUAAUUUGUCAGCGAUCAGUCAGCUGUUUGCGGAGAAGAAAUCAGUAAGAAAUUAAUUUGCCGACACGAUCGAUCAGUUUUGCCCGUCCCUACCUUCCUUCCUUGUUAGUUACGCUUUUGGCUAGCGUUGCUCGCGAUUACCCCCGGGUAAAAACUCACACGAAUCUCCCGUUCGCGCGACUCCCGACUCAUUAUUAAAAAGCCCGAUUAAGGGAGAAAUAUUUUUGACGGCACUUUUGUAUUGAUAAAUCAGGGCGAUUCCUUGGAAGUAUUCACGCGCCGAAGCGCGAUCGGUGUACCUCACACACACGCAUACACACACACACACACGCGCACGCGCGCGCGCGCACACACACACACACACACACACACACACACACACACAUUGGGGGGGAAAAAGAAAAUAAUGUUACGUUAUACCUGAUAGUCUGCUGUUGUUAACAAUAAUAUAGAAACAUGAGUCAAAUUCACGCGCGAAUUUGCUCUGUACACUCGGAGAGUGUGCACCGUUAAU
Messenger RNA from Monomorium pharaonis (pharaoh ant), 5729 nucleotides. It is a transcript of the gene Syt7, whose product is annotated as synaptotagmin-7. The transcript is spliced from 12 exons. Bases 572 to 1882 code for a protein of 436 amino acids. Gene Ontology annotation, cellular component: membrane; axon; synapse. Gene Ontology annotation, molecular function: calcium ion binding; phosphatidylserine binding; calcium-dependent phospholipid binding. Gene Ontology annotation, biological process: vesicle fusion; regulation of calcium ion-dependent exocytosis; regulation of dopamine secretion. Lineage: Eukaryota; Metazoa; Arthropoda; Insecta; Hymenoptera; Formicidae. The record is from RefSeq and is a predicted model, not a curated record.